This is a messenger RNA of Dibothriocephalus latus, 945 nucleotides long. Lineage: Eukaryota; Metazoa; Platyhelminthes; Cestoda; Diphyllobothriidea; Diphyllobothriidae. The record is from the annotation of a GenBank genome assembly.
AUGACUCAGCACAGUGGUGCUGGACACGCGGACUCCCACAAAUCCACGCGUAACUCACCAUCCCUGCACCACCCGGCUGUGGAGCACGCUAUGGACGUUGUUGGAAACGACGGUCGAAUUGUCGAUUUUCCUAGUCAGGCCGAUUGGAUCCCGGACAGCCAACUUAAAAAUGUCCGCCACCAUCCAACUUACCUUCCAACGGCCAAGCAGUUCCUCAAGCACAGUUUCGACUCUCAUGCCUACUGCCGUUACAUACCAGCCUCCCGCAGAUCGCAGUCACUUUGGGUUCAACCCUUCAAAUUUCACGCCACUGCUAUCGCAGGGGCAGCCGGCGCCGUGCAGAUUGCGGCCUUGAAUGCGCUGAAAAUCAACAUAAAUGACCUCCUACAGGUUCCCUUCAGGGACAUCGCACCCGAUGUCUGUACCUCUUUUCGUCGAAGUCUUAACCUCCUGCUGGAUUGCCUUCUGCUGGCACUCUGUGCGGACUUGACGACCAUUCAGUUGCUGGCUUUGCAGUGCCUACAAGGCCUUUUUCGUCUGGCUGCCCACUUUGAGGAAAAACAGGGGGCCAUGAAACUGUUUGCUACAACCCUCGUCGCUCGUGGUCUGGCCGCGGAGGUUCGCGAGGACCAACUAAUGGACGACCUUAUCUCAAAAAUUCCCAAACCUCGGUUGGAUUCUGCCGUCCCGCCUGAGCCCUGUGACCCUCCGAAGGCCGAAUACGAGGCGGCGGAGGGGUGUAGCUGUAAAGAUGAUGAUGACGAAGAGGAUGCUUCUAGUACUGCGUCUCCGCUGUGUUCUGAACCUGAGUACCCCUCCAACCUGCUCUGGAGCAGUAAGGCAGACCAAAGUGAGGAGAAGGCGGAGAUCCUCUUGAGGACGCCGCGUCUCACCGCUCUCUGUGCCCUGCUUCAGCUUCUUCUACUGGACUCCAACUUCAACUUG